CAAAGGAAAUAAACAACAAAUUGGAUACACUCUGUUAUCUUUUUUGCCAGUGACGCAUAUUUGUAAAAUUACAAGUCAAGAGCUUGCUCGUAUCAACCUUAUCGUCCAAACCUGAUGCUGCCGGGCUAGUGCAAAUUAUAUCGGAUAGCAUAAAUGCUCUACCGGCAGCUGUCCGAGUAUGUCGACAAAAGAGCGUGAGCUGCUUAGAAACGUAAAUGAGAAAAUCGAAUUAAUUGAGCCAAGCACUGGAAAAUUGUUUUUUGAACACAAAACUGAGCUAGUGUUUAUUAAACCGCGCUUAAUGCCACUAAAGUCUCGCGCCUUGGAGAGUCUCGAGGAAAUGCAUCGCGAGACAGCUCGCCAGCUGCAACAAAAACGCACGAAGCGCAACAAGAACAACGCUGGUGAGCUACACCAGGCAGCCGCAUAGGCUGCGGCCUCUUAUUAUUAAGUCUAGCACAUUUUCGCAAUCGUAAACAAGCACCUAGAAAUGGCAUACUUGCUGACAUUCGGUAUCAUC
This is a messenger RNA of Drosophila novamexicana, 520 nucleotides long. RefSeq lists its product as uncharacterized. The record is from RefSeq and is a predicted model, not a curated record. NCBI's taxonomy places the organism in Eukaryota, Metazoa, Arthropoda, Insecta, Diptera, Drosophilidae. The transcript has a single exon. Gene Ontology annotation, cellular component: BBSome. Gene Ontology annotation, biological process: cilium assembly; receptor localization to non-motile cilium. Bases 179 to 430 code for a protein of 83 amino acids.